Messenger RNA from Onychostoma macrolepis, 5372 nucleotides. It is a transcript of the gene slc26a3.1, whose product is annotated as solute carrier family 26 member 3. The transcript is spliced from 19 exons. Lineage: Eukaryota; Metazoa; Chordata; Actinopteri; Cypriniformes; Cyprinidae. Gene Ontology annotation, biological process: transmembrane transport. The coding region runs from base 2802 to 5012 and encodes 736 amino acids. The record is from RefSeq and is a predicted model, not a curated record. Gene Ontology annotation, cellular component: membrane. Gene Ontology annotation, molecular function: bicarbonate transmembrane transporter activity; oxalate transmembrane transporter activity; chloride transmembrane transporter activity.
AUAAAGAAAAAGAUAUAUCAUAAAAAAAAACAGAUACAAGAGAUAAACAAAAGAUAAAGUUUGGCUUAAUGAAUAUUAGAUCCCUUUCUACAAAAGUGCUUUUUGUAAAUGAUAUGAUCACAGAUCGUAAUUUAAAUGUGCUCUGUUUGACAGAAACCUGGCUAAAACCAGAUGAUUACAUUAUUUUAAAUGACUCUACGCCCAAGAUUACUGUUAUAAACAUGAGCCGCAUCCAAAAGGUAAAUGGGGAGGUGUUGCAACAAAUUAUAGUGAUAUUUUCAGUCUAGUUUCAAGUAUAAUUUGUUUGAAGUAAUGGUGCUUCAUAUAAUAUUAUCCAGAGAAACAAGUGUUAAUGAUAAAUCCCCUGUGACUUUUGUACUGGCUACUGUAUGCAGGCCACCAGGGCGCCAUACAGACUUUAUUAAAGAAUUUGCUGAUUUUCUAACUGAGUUAGUGUGCUACAGAUAAAGUCUUAAUUGUUGGUGAUUUUAAUAUCCAUGUUGAUAAUGAAAAAGAUGUAUUGGGAUCAGCAUUUAUAGACAUCCUGAAGUACAUUGGGGUUAGACAGGGCCUACUCAUUGUAAUCGUACUUUAGAUUUAAUACUGAUUCUGUCAACUCUGCACUGGCUAACUAUUGAACAUUGAAUACAUUUCAAAAUCUUGCUAAUUACAUAUAAAGCCCUGAAUGGUUUAGCUUCUCAAUACUUGAGUGAGCUCAUAUCGCAUUAUGUCCCCUCACAUCCACUGCAAUCUCAAAACUCUGGCCAUUUGAUAAUACCUAGAAAUAUCAACUGCGGGUGGCACAUCUUCUUCCUAUUUAGCUGCCAAACUCUGGAACAAUUGUCUAGCAUUGUCUGGGAGGCAGACACACUCUGUCAGUUUAAAUCUAGAUUAAAGACUCAUCCCUGGCAUACACGCAUAACACACUAUCGCAUUUCUAAAAUUCGAAACUGUUAAAUGACUGUUAGGCUGCAUCAAUUAGGUGACCGGAACCAGGAACACUUCCCUUAACACCUGAUGUACUCGCUACAUCGUAAGAAGAAUGGCAUCUACGCUAAUAUUAGUCUCCUUCAUUUUAAUUCCGAGGUCACCGUAGCCAUCCGGAUCCAGAUCGGAUGGUGGAUCAGCACUGAGAGACAAUCUCUACAGCCCUGAAUGUCAGUGGAGACCGUGUCAAAUAGAUGCACCCCAGAAACAGAUGCUCUGCGAAGACCUCGUCACCUCAACGACCAUCAGCACAAGAACACGGGAAACACACAAGUCCUCUGCACAAUCUGACCUGUGUUGCAGCCUGGAAUUAAACCACGCCAUGCUGGUUUCCUCUGUUCUGAGCAUGGUUUCUCCCAAGGUUUUUUCUCCAUUUCUGUCACCGUUUUGGUUCCUUGCCACUGUCACCUUCGGCUUGCUUAUUUGGGGACGCUUGACUGAUUGCACAGACAUUAUUGGAAGAGAGCUGAACUGGAUGAUGACAUAACUGAAUCAUCAAUGAACUGACUUUAGCUGGAAAAAUGGCUCUUUGUUAUUGUCCUUUUGUGUUAUUACCAAAUUAUUUUCCUGUUUGACACUGUAAAGCUGCUUUGACACAACCAGUAUUGUAUAAAGAGCUAUAUAAAUAAAGGUGACUUAUUGUUAUGUUAAGAUAUGUUAUAUUAUGGUUAUAGAAUUAUGAUUGUGUCAUUGAAAUGUGGUUCCUGGACAAACAGGAACAAGGAACAAGUUAAAUUUGGUUAAAUUUUCAUUCCAUUCCACACAAUGGAAGAUGCCUGGAUUAUAUGAGAGGAAAGAGAAACACAUGUAAAAAGAAUAGAUUAUUUCACAAUAUAUGUGGUGUGCUUGUUGACUUAACUCAGCCAACAGUUGAUAUAGAAGUGUUUAAUCAGUCUCAAUGAGAGUAAUUUCAAAUUCUGGCAAAAGGAAAUAAGGAAAUAAGGAAAUAAGGAAACGUACAUGGACCUUUGGACCACAGUUUAGAUGAAUUGGUCAUGAAAUUAGGACUGAUAUUUAAUUAAGUAACAAUACACACACUGCAAAAACAAAUAACACAAAAACUAAUGGAAUGCAUAGUUGAGAUAAAACUCUGGCAUUUGAUAAUACCUAGAAUAUCAAAAUCAACUGCAGGCAGCAGAUCCUUUAUUUAGCUCCCAAACUCUGGAAUCUCCCUAGCAUUGUUCGGGAGACAGACACACUGUCAGUUUAAAUCUAGAUUAACUGUUAACUGUUUGUCACUGUAAAGCUGCUUUGACACAAUCAAUAUUGUAUAAAGCACUAUAUAAAUAAAAGUGACUUGACAAAAAAUGGUCUGUUUUAAUGCCUGCACCAUACAUAAAAGAAACACUCACAGUGCAAAGUGGAAAAAGUAUGUGAAUAAUGUGAAUAAAUAGUUGUUAAAAAUGGUGUGAAGAGACUAAGUUGCUAACCUAGAGUACAAACAAUGAGACAAGAUUGAAAGUGUAGGUUAGAGUCUGCUCUUUAAAACAACACAAGCAUCUCUGAAUCUGUGAUGUUCAUCAAUCUAAACGAAGGAAGUUAAUCACUGUGACUUGUAUGUGGUAAUUCAUAACAAAUCCACGUGGGUUCACAAAGCUUUUCCUGUAGCUCUUUUUUGUUUCCUUCUCUAAAACGCAUGUAAAUAAGGAAGAAUGACUACAAAAAAAACAACAUAUUGUGAUAAAAUCUAUCAAUGAUUAAAGCUAACAAAAGACAUCCCAUAAUGUCUGCGAUAAGACUAAUGACAACACACUCAUGAAACAAACCAGACUAUAUAAAGCUCUCAAGAUGCAUCUGAAAACUAACUAACCAAAAUGCAGCCCUUAGGCAGACACUAUGUGGUGGUAAGACCUCUGUUUUCAGAGGACUCCUUCGCAGAGCAGCACGAGAGGAUCAACAGGAACCGCAAAACUCUACGGCACCAUCUAAAAGACUACUUCACUUGUGAUACAAAUCGUGCAAAGAAUGCAGCUCUUUCCCUUCUACCAAUCAUUGGAUGGAUGAAGAACUACAACAUCAAAGAAUGGCUGCUGGGUGACAUUGUUUCAGGCAUCAGCACUGGGCUAGUGGCAGUACUGCAAGGACUUGCAUUCUCUUUGCUGGCCUCUUUACCACCGGGAUAUGGACUGUACACUGCAUUCUUCCCUGCAAUAAUCUACUUCUUUUUGGGAACCUCCAGACACCUGUCAGUAGGGGCCUUUCCUAUUCUGAGUCUAAUGGUGGGCGCUGUUGUCACCCGACUGGUGCCUGAUGGGGGGCCAGCAGCUAACAUUACUGGAUUUGAAGGAUUGAGCAUGGAACAACAGAGAGUUCUAGUUGCUUCCUCGGUUACUUUUGUCAUGGGUGCAUUUCAGCUCAUAAUGGGGCUACUGCAGGUGGGCUUCAUUGUCAUGUAUCUGUCAGAGACUCUGGUGUCAGGAUUCACCACUGCAGCUGCUGUUCAUAUUUUGGUAUCCCAGCUCAGGUUUGUGUUGGGAUUGGACUUUCCUGGUAUAAACGGACCACUCGCCAUUGUAUAUACUCUGGAGAUUGUUUUUAGGCAAAUCACUAACACGAAUGUGGCCGACCUGGUGACAUCUAUUGUGAUCAUGGCGCUGGUGCUUAUUGUGAAGGAGAUCAAUGACAGAUUCAAGUCAAAACUACCUGUGCCAAUACCUAUAGAAGUCAUCAUGACUGUUAUCGCUUGUGGAGUCUCUUAUGCAUUCAACUUCGAAAAGCGAUUUAAUGUGGUUGUGGUUGGGGAGAUGGUAGACGGAUAUGAAUCACCAGUUGCUCCAAAUCUGGAAGUCAUCAAGGAGAGUGCAGUAGAGGCGUUUCCUAUGGCCAUAGUGGGAUUUGCUGUGGCUUUCUCAGUAGCUAAAGUGUACUCCGUCAAACACGACUACACGAUCGAUGGGAAUCAGGAGCUCCUUGCUUUCGGGGUGAGCAACAUUUUUGGGGCAUCUUUCCGAUCAUUUGCUGCCAGCACAGCCCUUUCUAGAACCGCCAUACAAGAGAGCACAGGAGGGAAGACGCAGAUAGCUGGAGUUCUUUCAGCCAUGAUGGUACUGAUUGUGACAGUAGCAGUAGGAUUUCUACUUGAGCCGUUGCCCAGGUCUGUUCUGGGAGCUUUGGUCAUUGUUAAUCUGAAAGGCAUGCUGAUGCAGUUCCGAGAGCUGCCGUUCUUAUGGAAGAACGACCGAACUGAUUUUGUGACCUGGGUGGUGACCUUCUUGGCUUCUCUUUUUCUGGGGCUGGAUUUGGGGUUGGCCGUGGGUCUUGGAGCAGAAUUGUUGACUGUGGUCUGCAGGACUCAAUUCCCACGCUGUUCCCUCCUGGCCAAUAUUACAGGAACUGACAUCUACAGGGAUCGCAAAGACUACAGCUCUAUUUACGAACCUGAUGGAAUUAAAAUAUUCAAGAUUCCCUCACCCAUCUUCUUUGCUAAUAUUGAUUUCUUCAGAGACAAACUGGUCCAAGCAGUGGGUUUUAGUCCCCUAAAAGUGUUGAAGAAAAGGAACAAAGCUCUGAGAAAGAUCAGAAAAAUGUUGUGUAAUGGGGAACUGGAGGUUUCAGAUAGAGGCCUUAAGGUGAGACAACCAUCAAUUGAUACAUCAGAAGACAACAACAUCAGCAUGGAGGGUCUGGACCAGCCCAUUGAUUUCUCUGGCAUUCCAAUCCAGGUGAACUGGAACACAGAACUGCCUGCCAACAUCUCUGUCCCUCCUGUGAACAUCCACAGUUUGGUCCUAGACUUCUCUGCGGUCUCGUUCCUUGACAUAUCUGCUCUCAAGGGUCUUAAAGCGACACUGAAAGAGUUUUUACGAAUCGAGGUUGACGUCUACAUAGUUUCGUGUGAUGUGUACAUCAUGGAGAAACUUCAUCAAUGUUCAUUUUUUGAUGAUGAGAUUAAGACGUCCAUGUUUUAUCCCUCACUACAUGAUGCCAUGUUGCACAUUCUGGAGAUGCAUCCAGAUCAUGGAGAACUAGAAAAGGAUAUAGACAUAAACUAUGAAGUCAUUCACAGAGACAGUAUAACUGUGUGAGGAACAGAAGAUUGUGAGCUAAACCCCCUGCUGAAAUAAGCUUAAAGGAAAUGUUGUGGUAAAAUUUUUAUGAGUGCAGCCAAACAAUGUGGGCAGAUAUGGAUUUCAACACUGUCACAACACAUUAUGUAGGCCUACAUUUUUCAGUCUGGCCAGUGGCUGUUUUGAGAAAAAUGCACUAUUUUAGUUUACAGCAACAUGAAUUCAUUGUUACCAUGUUUACUGGCGAUUUAGUGGCCUAACAGUAAAUUAAUUGAUGUUGUUUGUAGUUUAGUGGACAAACUGUCACAAGGGGCGAGCAGAAGCAUUACGAAUGUAAAUGGUGUGAAAAAAUUAAGUUUUGAACAAGACAUCACUAAU